AUGAAUACAGUUCAGCAUCCUGACUCAGAUGUUCCAAUGAAUCUCGAAGAAUGCAUCGAACAUACAAACACAGCAAAAUAUUUAUCAACACAUGCAUAUUCAAAAAUGGUACCGUCGUUCAAGUUUAUCAUUGAAAAUCUCAUUCGUAUUAUAAACGAUCAUGACCAUCGAAUAGGAAAUCAACGCGCAUUGGAAUUUGGUGAUGGACCAUGUCUUCUCACUUCAUUUAUCUUAGCUAAAAAGGUUCAAUCGAUUCGAUUCGCUGAUCGCUCGCUAGAGAAUUUAGCUGCUGUUCGAAACUGGAUCAAUCAAAAGCCAGAUGCACACGAUUGGAGUGAUCUCUUCGAUCGAGCCAUCCAUGAAUAUCAUACACAAACAGGUGAUACGUCAGCAAAACGAUCACUUUGGGAGAACCGCUUGCGAGAAGCAAUCGUCAAUGGCGGAUUGUUACAAUUUAAUGUUCGUGCUCACGAUUGUCCUGUACUAAAUGGCGAACUCAAUUAUUACGACAUCGUAUCAAGCAGUAUGUGUUUGGAAAGAGUUUGUUCGACACAUCUCAUUUACAAACAAACAAUCAAGCAAUUCUAUGCACUUUUAAAAGAAAACGGGUUCAUCAUUCUGAUGCACGAAUUAAAUCAGAGUUUCUAUGUUGAAAAUGAACAUCGUCAUCCGAUUUUACCAUUGAAUAGAACCGUGGUUAUUGAGGCUUUAACAGAUGCAGGAUUUGAAGAUAUUCAUGAUGAAACUCAAGAUCAAGAUGUCGAUAAUGUUGCAGACGGUAACGUGAUAAUGAUCGUUACCGCCUUCAAACCACAGCAAAGCUCUUAA
Adineta ricciae is the source of this 828-nucleotide messenger RNA. The record is from the annotation of a GenBank genome assembly. NCBI's taxonomy places the organism in Eukaryota, Metazoa, Rotifera, Eurotatoria, Adinetida, Adinetidae.